Molecule: messenger RNA, 2739 nt
Organism: Trypanosoma cruzi
Lineage: Eukaryota; Euglenozoa; Kinetoplastea; Trypanosomatida; Trypanosomatidae
Exons: 1
Coding region: 1-2739 (912 amino acids)
Source: RefSeq, a predicted model, not a curated record
AUGAUCAUCACCGAGGCUCUUUUUGCGUGCCUCCGCGAGUGGCAUGACGCCACGUUGGCCAGGGCUUUUUUUGCCGACGAUGAGGGCGUUUUUGUUCUUUUUUCAGCGAUGAACGUUCUGCCAGGAAAUGUGGAGACAAAUGAAGCCGGUGAGUCGGCCACUGCACUCGAGCUACACACGCGCUGCUGUCAGGGCUCCAGACCCUUUUUGGAGUCGGAGCGUCUGCAGGUUGCGCGCCUACUGCGAUUCCGACCUCUUUUUCAGGAGAAGAAAAAAAGUGUUUCUGUGAGUGACGGCAAUGAAGUGGAUGAAUGCUCAACAGCCUCUUCGACAUCUCCGGAUGGGCGGAACAUCAUUGCUCGCCUUCUACUCGAGCUUCACGCGUCGUCCUGCUGGUGGCGCCAAGGGGAGUUCGUGCAACAUAUGCUGAGAACACCGCGGUUCUCAUUGGCCGACACCGCCAUUAUCCGCCACCGCUGCGCUGCUGUUGUGGUGACGGAUGAGACCUCCUCCGCCUCGCAGUUGAAGAGUCUCGAUGCCAUGCCCGAUGGUGACUCUCACGCCAAGAAACUGUUACUCCCGAGAGGGUCGCCCCCCUCAUUUCUUCAGGGCGUACUGAGUUCCUACCUAGUGAAGUGGCUGCGUGCAAAGAGAACGCAAUCAUUAAGUCAUUUGACAAGUAACACACCGAUGAGUCUUCUGCGUGUUAUUUUUUUCCUAAAGAGGCCGCGUUCCUCUGAAGAGAGUGACGAGCACAGUAAUGACGAAAGUGACGAGCUUAUCCCAUGUGUCAGCCUUUUGAUGGCCCUUUUUGGCUACACUCUGACACAGACACCGCCCCGCAACACGUGUGAUGCAUCUGAGGCUCAUAAAGCAUGGCAACAACUCUGUAUAGACAUGCAAUGCCAUUUCUGUGGUGGAAGACCCCGGUUAACUCUUGAGAAGACGGUGGCAGAAGAGCCUUUAGACCAACCCCAACUCCAGCAGAAAAAUGAAGAAGAUGUCAUGGAGGGAGAACACAACAAAAGGAUGGAGAAUGGUGAAACUUUGUUGACAGCAGAACCAACUUCUCGGCAGGAACCCGGGGAACCAGUUGGCUUGGAGAACCGCGCGCAACUAGAAUUAGAAACUUCACAAACGUCGAUUAACCAGGAUGAGAAUAAAAAUGUGCUUGCGCAUGUUGCUGCCGUAUGCAAUGCAGAUAAAAAGGAGGCGUCUCCGCACUCAAGCUUCUGCUACACGAUUGAAGUGAGUGAGCAGGAUGAAAUCUCCGGCCACCACAACACCUGCCCUUGGAAGGCGUUAUUCCUUUCUGCUGUUCUUGCCGACACCACGUCGUCAUUUCCGUCCAAAGAGGUACUUUUUAGUCUUUGCAACGCCGACGAGGAGGGAGGGUCUUUGCAGAUGUGUUUCAAACUUCCGGAAGUGGCAAAAUUAAUAAAAUGUUGGAGACGCAGUUUGUACGCGGAGUCUGUUUGGAAGGAGAUGUACAUCAGACAUCCAUUACCUGCAGCUUUGUCGUCCGUAAUUCCGUCACCUGCCGAUUCAGGGACGGAGGCGUUUCUGGAGCGGUUGGCGUCUCGAAGUGCGGAGGGGGAGACUUUUCAGUUGAAGCCUCUCACGCCCCUCUUUGAUGACCGCAGCCCCUGGGACAGUUACUUCCGUGUAGCCUCCUUCCUGAAGGCCUCUGCCAUUGUUGAUUACGGCGGGGUUGAGGUAAGAGGAAAGGAUACGACUGAGAUUAGGAAGCCGCCUAAAGUGGAGGAAGAGAGGCACUGGAAGGCGGUGUACGACAUGGGGCGUCGCUGCAUGUUGGCGGCGGUGGAAGAGGGAGACAGUGAGUCGGCUGUGGAGUUGUCGGAAAAAUUCAAAGAGCAGUAUCGCCACUGUGCGCAGCAAGAUGCAACAGGAGGCCACACAUUUUUACCUCUUGAGGGCGUGAUGCGUAAACUGCUUCACCUGCUGAAUAGCACACUGUCUGUGGACUUGCUCCAUGGCAGAAAAGUUUCUCUAGGCGGAUUAUUUGAGGGGCCUAAAAUUGCCGCACAGGAACAGAAAAAUGUUCAUUCAUUUUUAGAUGCACUGGACGACGUGGUGGAGAAUGCCACACACGAGCCCCCAGCGACAGAACCAACAGAUCCAGCAAAGCGUCCGCUUUUAAUUCAGGGCAAUAACAAUGAUACCACCUUGAAGAAAGGAGGAGGAGGAGGAAAAGGAGGAACCAGCGGUGCUCGGCAGAAGCAACCAAAACAACCUCAGAAGCAGAAGCAACACCAGUACCAUCACCACCAGCAUCAACAACAUCAACAGCAACAUCAGCGUCAGCAGCAUCAGCAACAACUUCGCCAACAAGGCAUGCCAAUGCUUAUGGCACAGCAUGUACUUUUGCCAUCUUCUUCCCCAACCGAGGGAGUUUUCCCCUUUCCUGCCAGAGGGUCUGGAAGUGGUGUCCUACCGACGCCAGUACCUGUCUUUCAACAACAGCAACAACCGCCACCGCAUUUACCGUUUCAGCCGGCACUGCAUGGCAUCCCAUUUACAAAUUGUAACCAGAAAACAGUACUCGGCGGCGAUUCUAUUGGGGUCCUGGAUGAUGCGUACAUGCAACGGCCUUCUGUCAUGGGGCAAUGCCAAACGACAGUCGCGAAACCCCCACAAGCGCGGAUGGGUGGGCGAGGGGGGAAUCAUCGUGGUGCCAGGGGCGGUGGGCGAGGGGGUGGAAACCCGUUUAAGGGGUGA